CGCGCAGUCGCCUGCAGUUGUACGUCGUCUUGUGAAUUGUGAGCUGACUCGAGCGCCGCAACAACUCUCCUCUCACGCACUCAACUAGAACAGCCGUUCGGACUUGCAUAUCUCAACGUUUUACACACUUAACUAGUAGUAAAGAUGUCAUCUCGUAAAACUGCAGGUCGUCGUGCAACGACAAAGAAACGUGCUCAGCGUGCGACUUCUAAUGUCUUUGCCAUGUUUGAUCAAGCACAGAUAGCAGAAUUUAAAGAAGCUUUCAAUAUGAUUGAUCACAACCAUGAUGGCUUUAUAGACAAAGAAGAUUUGCACGAUAUGCUAGCAUCUUUAGGAAAGAAUCCUACUGAUGAGUACUUGGAGCAAAUGAUGAAUGAAGCUCCUGGACCAAUUAACUUCACCAUGUUCUUGACGCUCUUUGGAGAAAAAUUGCAAGGCACAGAUCCAGAAGAUGUUAUAAAAAAUGCAUUUGGUUGCUUUGAUGAAGAAAACAAUGGUAUCAUAAAUGAGGAACGAUUGAGAGAGCUUCUAACUACAAUGGGUGAUCGGUUUUCUGAUGAUGAUGUUGAUGAAAUGUACAGAGAAGCUCCAAUCAAGAAUGGUAUGUUUGAUUACCUUGAAUUUACAAGGAUUUUGAAACAUGGUGCUAAGGAUAAGGAUGAGCAAUAAAGAUAUGUAAAUCUUUGCUAGGAGAAUGCAAGCACUGAAAAAUCUUCUCCAAGUUAAUAUGUAAACCUGCUUACUUUGAAAGAAUUUGAAAAGAUUUUCAUUGAUCAUUGAAAGCUAGAAAAGGUUGGUCAAGUUGUACUAGCACUUAACUAACUGCCCGCAAAAGUAUACUUCAAUUUUUUGAAGUCAUGCAAUUAAUUAUAAAUCCAAUGAAAGAUUUUUUUUUUCCAUUUACAUACUACUUUCCAAAAAAUGAUUGCCUUGCAUUUCUAUUUAAUUUAAUAAUCUUUGGCUCCUUGGCGGUCAUUCCUUUAGUUGAUUAGAAAAGUGUUUUUGAAAAAAGUUUGGUCAUUCUGUUAUUGAUGAAAGAUUAACGAUAGACUUAUUGGAAUAUGCAAAAUUUGACUGGCAAAGUUAAUAAUGUUUGAUAUUAGCAAGUACUGCGAAAUUAUGUAAAAUAUGAACUUUUACCACGUCUACUGUUUCUUCACCGAAAAGCGGCAUUUGUAUUUUAAUAUACAUAUAAUAUAUAUAAAUUGUAACAUA
Messenger RNA from Phymastichus coffea, 1215 nucleotides. RefSeq names its product myosin regulatory light chain sqh (gene sqh). The record is from RefSeq and is a predicted model, not a curated record. Gene Ontology annotation, cellular component: myosin II complex; cytoplasm. The transcript is spliced from 3 exons. Bases 145 to 669 code for a protein of 174 amino acids. Gene Ontology annotation, biological process: locomotion; post-embryonic development. Lineage: Eukaryota; Metazoa; Arthropoda; Insecta; Hymenoptera; Eulophidae. Gene Ontology annotation, molecular function: calcium ion binding; myosin heavy chain binding.